Antrostomus carolinensis (chuck-will's-widow) is the source of this 1569-nucleotide messenger RNA. RefSeq names its product surfeit 4 (gene SURF4). Gene Ontology annotation, cellular component: endoplasmic reticulum; membrane; endoplasmic reticulum-Golgi intermediate compartment. The transcript has 6 exons. Bases 139 to 819 code for a protein of 226 amino acids. Gene Ontology annotation, biological process: Golgi organization. NCBI's taxonomy places the organism in Eukaryota, Metazoa, Chordata, Aves, Caprimulgiformes, Caprimulgidae. The record is from RefSeq and is a predicted model, not a curated record.
CUGUUAAACAGAAGCUUGUGAUCUCUUACGAUAUGUGAGAGCAGGAAUAUUUUGAGUUUCCUGAGGGUGACGAAGCAGUACCUCCCUCACGUGGCCCGCCUCUGCCUGAUCAGCACCUUCCUGGAGGAUGGCAUCCGCAUGUGGUUCCAGUGGAGUGAACAGAGGGAUUACAUUGAUGGCACGUGGAACUGUGGCUAUUUCCUGGCCUCCAUCUUUGUGUUCAUAAAUCUCUUCGGACAGCUCAGUGGCUGUAUCCUGGUGCUGAGUAGGAACUUUGUGCAAUAUGCCUGCUUUGGACUGUUUGGAAUUAUAGCAUUACAGACUAUUGCAUACAGCAUUCUAUGGGACCUUAAGUUCUUGAUGAGGAACCUUGCCCUUGGGGGAGGCUUACUGCUGCUUUUGGCUGAGUCACGCUCAGAGGGGAAGAGCAUGUUUGCUGGUGUCCCUACCAUGCGGGAAAGCUCUCCUAAGCAGUACAUGCAGCUGGGGGGCCGUGUGCUGCUGGUCCUCAUGUUCAUGACACUGCUACAUUUUGAUAUGAACUUCUUUUCUAUUCUGCAGAACAUUGUGGGCACAGCCCUGAUUAUCUUGGUGGCAAUUGGCUUCAAGACUAAGCUGGCUGCCUUGACUCUAGUCAUCUGGCUGUUUGGCAUCAACAUCUACUUCAAUGCCUUCUGGACCGUCCCAGCCUACAAGCCCAUGCACGACUUCCUCAAAUACGAUUUCUUCCAGACCAUGUCUGUAAUUGGAGGGCUCCUCCUCGUGGUUGCACUGGGCCCUGGUGGAGUCUCCAUGGAUGAGAAGAAAAAAGAGUGGUAACAGGAAUAGCAACACUUCUUGGGACAUAACAUACUAAGUCCAGAACUGAUUCUCUAUGGAUUCAACAAAAACUGCCAGCAUUUUACACGUACAUGCCCCCUUCCUAUUAAAGGCACAGAUGUUUUGAAUUUGAUUUACGGUGGCACCAGUAAUAUAAUAGAUAAAAUUCUAUUUCUUCAAGGAAUGUUGCCUAGGCUUAUUCUAACUUCCUAGAUUUGGAACUAACCCAAGGAACCUGCAUUUUGCUGAUGCUUCAGUGAGUUGCAGUAGAACAGUUGCUGUCUUUAAUGUCGGCAAUGUUUUAAAAUUCAAAGUACUGUGAGCAGAUACAGCUGUAUCAUUGAGUGUGCUGUUGGGUUCUUGCUAUAACUAAAAAAGUGGAUCCCCUUUCUCACCCUUGUCAAAACUGUCUUGUGCAUAAGGAGUUCCAUUGCUGGUUAUAGCAUUGCUUAUCAAGGUGGAAAGCAGCAUCAAAAAAAAUCACUUGUUAUUUAGCUGCUUAGUGACCUGUAAUUUCCUUUUGUUUAACAAUAGGGGCGGUCUUUUCUGCCCCCAAAUAAAAAGAAAAUUCUGAAUGUCAUUUUACCCCUCUCUAGCUAGGAAAAGGGAGAGGUUUUUCUAACGUGUCCCAGAUCUGCUCUUGAGGGGAACAAGGAAGAAUCCUGUAUUGCUAAUCAGGAACUGUGUAUGGCUAAUCAGAUUUCAAGAAGGAAGUAAGGGGAAGAUACUCCUGAAGAGACAGAUUCUGUU